Mesorhabditis spiculigera is the source of this 1149-nucleotide messenger RNA. The record is from the annotation of a GenBank genome assembly. NCBI's taxonomy places the organism in Eukaryota, Metazoa, Nematoda, Chromadorea, Rhabditida, Rhabditidae.
AUGGUUUACGCCAUGCGCAACGACGGCCCGGCGGUGAAGCGCGAGUUUGUCAGCACUGAAGCAACCGUCGGUGACGAGGACUCGGAUUACAAUGGCAACAUCGACGUCAAGUCCGAAGCCUCGGACUCUGCCCUCCCGCCAAUCACCCCAACAAGUUGGAACUGCGGACACCUCCACGAGCACUUUGACAACGUGCCAACCGACUCGGCGUUUUUCCCCGGCAAGAAAUACGUCGAGUUGUCCACCCUUGGCCUCACGAAGAAAAAUCUCAAGGUUGGCGACCAUUUGCUCCUCCUGAUGAAGGACACGGCAUUGAAGAUGGCCUGGCGGGAGGCAAGAGUACGAUCAAGGGCGUUCGUGGCGGUGCCAAACUCGAAUUCGCGCAAUGGGUCGACGAAUGGACAAGUGUGCUGGUACCAAUUCUCGCAACGACACGGCACGAAUCACAAGCUUAAAGCAAGAAUGAACUCGCUACCGGUCACCCCGAAGAGCCGCCGUCAGUCGGUCGCGCCACCAAACCAGCAAGCUCAGCAUGUGAUUCAUCUCUCGCCAGACGUGAAGGCCAUCACCCUCAAUAUGCAGAUGCCACAUCCCACGCUGCCCGACGUUCUCAACAAUGAUUUACCGUCGGCAGACAUCCUGCCCAUCCAGCACACCAAGACCAUUACGAUUCCGGCCAACGCUACCCGUGUCAAACUUGUGUUCGAGACGGCCGGCACUCAACAAAACCACGGUGCUCCGUCCAAGAAGGUAUCGCGUCGCGCUAAUUGUGAACACCGUGACGAAGACAUGAUUAAUGUGUGCCCCAUUUCGGCGUUUUUCCCCGGCAAGAGAUACGACGUCGAGUUGUCGACCCUUGGUCUCACGAAGAAGGAUCUCAAGGUUGGCGACUAUGUGCACAUCCUAAUGCAGAAGAUGUGGUGGAGGCAAAGGUACGAUCGAAGGACGCCCGUGGUGACGCCAUCCUCGAAUUCGCGAAAUGGAGCGCCCGUGGAGAAGUACGCUGGGUCAAAUCUGCGGGAACUCGCCGCCGUAUCCCCGAUUGCGACCAUCCAUGUAUCUAUAUUGAGUCCCACACACCCGCUCCCCAGCGCCCAUCUGGCUCCAAGCCUUUCAUUCCUUGACUCUUUCUUUACGCACGAAUUUUGC